Molecule: messenger RNA, 3028 nt
Organism: Cyclopterus lumpus (lumpfish)
Lineage: Eukaryota; Metazoa; Chordata; Actinopteri; Perciformes; Cyclopteridae
Product: extensin-like
Exons: 9
Coding region: 103-2814 (903 amino acids)
Biological process (GO): inner mitochondrial membrane organization
Cellular component (GO): MICOS complex
Source: RefSeq, a predicted model, not a curated record
GGCACGUUGCUGCAGCUGGUCGUAGAGUUUAUUUCCCUGAGCGCAGAUCAACGUGGUGGAUUAUAUAUUUUCCAGAAAGCAGCCGCUCGUGACAGUGUGCGCAUGGGGGGGAACAGCCCGAGUCACCUUUCUCGUGAGGAUGCUGAAGGCGGAGGAGUGACUUUUGUGAAGGGCAUUCGGCUGUCGGAUAAAGUGAUCCACCGGAUGAAAGAGUCUUCAAACGCCGUUCCUCGGGUCUCACGGGAUGGAUCUCCUAAUUUCCGCUCACCUGAAACACAAACACCCGCUCCAGUUCCCGCCCCCUCUGUCGAACACUUGACACCUCUUCUGCCUCCAUUCGUCACACCACCCACACCUCCGUCAGUGGAACCUUCUCCUCCUGUAAAACUGGUCCCUCCCCCAGCUGUAAAGUUUCACUCCCUGCCUCCUACCUCUGUGGGGCCUGCGUCUCCGCCUCCACCUGUAGAGCCAAAAACCCCACCUCUAAUUGAGCCUGUUGUCUCAGAUGCCGCUGCACCACCUCCUCCACAAGAAGCCCCACCCACACCUCUAUCAGUGGAACCUCCUCCUGUAAAGCUCCACUCCCUUCCUCCUACGGUGGAGCCUGAAGCCCCAACCAAAACUCCACUUCUAACCAUCCCUUCUGUAGCAGCCCCUCCUCCACCUCCAUCUACACCUUCUCCACAUGUAGAAGCACAUGUGGAGCUGGAAUUGCCUCCUCCUCCACCAGCUGCAGGGGAGCCAGUAGUCCUACCUCCUCUUGAAUCCUUCAUCUUACCUGACGUAGAGCCAGAAACCCCAUCUACUCCGGUGAUAGCAGAACACGUUUUCAAACCCGUUGUCCUACCUCCACCUGUAGAAUCGUCUGUAGCUCCACCUGAAUCGUUAGCUUCACUGCUGCCUUCUGAAACGCCUCUAACUGUUGAACCUGCUGCUGUAACUCCCUCUGUUGAACCUGUUAUGAUACCAGUGGGAACGGUUCCACCUCCACCCACUUUUGAAUUUACACCAGUUGAACUAAUAACACCAACAUGUCCUGUUGAUUCAGCUCCAGUUGAAGCUCUAGCUUUACCGCCGCCAGUGGAGGCGACUCCUGUUGAACCUGCAGUCCCACCUGCUGCAGUUAAAGUGCCUCCUGUCCUGGUUUCAGCUGCCGAGCCACCCUCUCCACCUCCUUCGGAGCCGGUGGCAGCACCCUCUCCUCCACCUCCUCCGGAGCCGGUGGCAGCACCCUCUCCUCCUUCUCUUCCGGAGACGGUGGCAGCACCCUCUCCACCUCCUUCGGAGCCGGUGGCAGCACCCUCUCCUCCUUCUCUUCCGGAGACGGUGGCAGCACCCUCUCCACCUCCUCCGGAGCCGGUGGCAGCACCCUCUCCUUCUUCUCCUCCGGAGACAGUGGCAGCACCCUCUCCUCCACCUCCUCCGGAGACAGUGGCAGCACCCUCUCCUCCACCUCCUCCGGAGCCGGUGGCAGCACCCUCUCCUCCUUCUCUUCCGGAGACGGUGGAAGCACCCUCUACUCCUUCUCCUCCGGAGCUGGUGGCAUCACCCUCUCCUUCUUCUCCUCCGGAGACGGUGGCAGCACCCUCUCCUCCUCCUCCUGCUCCGGAGACGGUGGCAGCACCCUCUCCUCCUCCUCCUGCUCCGGAGACGGUGGCAGCACCCUCUCCUCCCCCUCCUCCGGAGACGGUGGCAUCACCCUCUCCACCUCCUCCGGAGCCGGUGGCAGCACCCUCUCCACCUCCUCCGGAGCCGGUGGCAUCACCCUCUCCACCUCCUCCGGAGACGGUGGCAUCACCCUCUCCACCUCCUCCGGAGCCGGUGGCAUCACCCUCUCCACCUCAGGAGCCGGUGGCAUCACCCUCUCCUCCUCCGGAGCCGGUCGCAGCUCCCUCUCCUCCUCCGGAGACGGUGUCGAUGGCAGCAAGUCCUCCACCUGUUCCGGAGCUCAUUUUUGAGGAGCCCUCCCCACCCUAUCACUGUGUGGAGCUGGCAAUCAUACCCACUGAUGCACCUGUAGGCGAACCCCACGUAGAGCAUCUAGCACCACCUCCACCCUCUCCAUCUCCUCCUGCUGAGGAGCCCACACUGACCGUGUUUUUGCCCCUUGUUGUUGAGGAUGAAGUACCUGUUGUUGCCUCAGCAAUACCACCUGCAGCAGCUCCACCCGUUCCUCCUCAAGUGGUGGAGGAAGAGUUGAGGCAGAAGAUCAAAGAGGAGAUGCAGAUGAGUCUGGAGGAGGAGAUCAACCAGAAGAGGCAGGAGCUGCAGCGACAGCUGGAGGAGAUGAGGGCUCGGGCUCAAGCAGAGGCCCAAGCAGCCGCCCGGGCUCAGGUGGAGGAGCAGGUGAGAAAGACGCUGGAGGCGGAGAAGGCGGCGUACGGCGAGAACCUGACCGACUCCAUCGCGAAGGCGCGAAUGAAGACGGACGACGAGAGGCUGAUGGUUCAGCUCUAUCGGAUGGAGCUGAAGAGACGCGAUGAUGUGAAACUCACACAGGCUCAUCAGCUGGAGGAGAGGGAGAAAGAGUUGAUGAAACGAGACGCUCUCUACAAGAAACAUGUCUCAAAACUUGAGGCAAAGUGCACUGCGUUUUACAAAGUGACUGCGGAGAGCUUCCAGAAGGGCAAAGAGGACACUCACAACCGGUUUGCGCGUUUCGACAUCCAGCCGGUGUGUGGUGACUUGCAGAGUCAGAUUCUGAAAUGCUACAAGGAGAACACAGGGAAGACUCUGUCGUGCUCCAGCAUCGCCUCGGCCUACAUGCAGUGUGUCGACAACGCCAAGAAGAAUAAAUUGAGCCCUGGAGGUUGAUGUGGACCACUUGAUGAGGAUGGAAACAUCUGGAAGCUUUACUGCUGCAGCAAGGAAACAAACAAAUCACAGGAGAAUCGACUCAAGCCUUCACAUACAUCUGGAAAGAGUGCCACAUAACUGAGGUUAUUGAUUCUGUAUAUAUAUUUAUUUUUAUUUUUUCUGGUGCAUGCAAAACAAAUCAGUCUCAAUAAAUCUUAGUUGUGGAAUCACA